Messenger RNA from Caenorhabditis auriculariae, 7204 nucleotides. Lineage: Eukaryota; Metazoa; Nematoda; Chromadorea; Rhabditida; Rhabditidae. The record is from the annotation of a GenBank genome assembly.
AUGGUUUAUGGGCUGACGGACGCAUUGAAAAACCUCAACACUUAUUGCCAGGAAAAAACGACUCGACUCCGCGAUUCGCUCUCACCGGCUCGUUAGUUGUUGUUUCUCGCUUGAGAAUAUGAAACUAUUUGGUCUUGAGGCCAACCGACCACCUCCAAUCAAUCUUCGCCGACAACUGUUCCGUCGCCACCAACCAUGGAUAAAACGCCAUCCAUCGAGGAUCCGAUGCCCGACGGGAAUACGGGUUUCCUUUCUUUUUUUUUGCACUGUCGCGCCACCAAUGUUGCAAUUUUUGAUGGAGGAUGUCCGGUUCAACUUGGAUUUGUGGUCCCAGUUUAGCCGAGAAUAGGAAUAGGGUUCUUACAACUCAUAAGUGAACAGAAAAACUCCAAAAAACCUUGAAAAGGCGAAUAAAAGUUUCUUGGACGGCCAUCCUAGUCUUCGCCUUUAUAGAUCUUUCAAUUAUAUUAACUUCGGAACAUUUGUGGUGUGUUCAGAGCAAUUUCGGCGUUUUUAAAAACGACGCGUUAUUCAUUCAAAAUGACUUUCGCGAAAUAGGCGAAAUAGGAGUUACGGGAUCUGUUAAAAAAAACGUCCUACGACGAUAUAUCGCGAAAUACGAAUUUUACGGUGACUUUUGAAAUUUAGUUUAGCACUUUUAACUCAAAUAUGAAGCUUGUGCAUAAAAGUUCUUUUUUUUGGGAGAAUAUACAACGGAGUUUUUCCAGGAAUGAGCCGCACGCAAUUCCGUCGCUACGGUAAAGAAACGGUGGAUUACAUUGCCGAUUAUCUUGAAACGAUUCACAAACGUCGAGUUGUACCGGCCAUCGAGCCGGGAUAUCUGAAGGUAGGCCCAAUUUUCUCGUCUUUUGGUUCCUCUAAUUGUUAAAAGAAAGCGAUUAUUUACAUUCCCACAUUUAUUCAGUUUUCAGAGGGAAUUCCCUGCUGAAUCAUGGGAUAAUUGAACAUUUUUUUUCGGUUCUCAAAACUGGCGUUGAUCAAGAACUUCUGAUAGUAGUAGACUAGUAAGGGGCGUGGCCUUCCUGCGCUCUCCACACAGGCACUACCUCUUAUCGCGUCAAGACCCUUUAACGAUGGCUCAAGCUAACCGUGAAUCAGCUAGAGCCACCGGGUUAAAAAAAAGGAAUCAGCUGGUGCCAUCGAGGAUAGUAUUUACUCAUAAUUGGAAAAUUGUAGUGGUAAUUUUAGGGUUUUGACGUUUAGUCGCCACUAUAGUAGUCGAAUUUGUGGCCAUUCAGGUGGCUUAUUUUUGUGGCCUCUUUAGAAGUCGAAGCGGUAUAGCUAUUUCAUCAAAGAGAUCUAUAGUAGUCACUAAAACGCAGAAUAUAGGCUCCUUAAUAGGUGGUUUUAGUGCCCACUUUAGUGUCCUCUCCAAGUAGUCCCAGAGGAACACCUUAAGAGGCCAGUACAGUUUUUCCCAGUCGUCCAGAUAAGAAAAAAAACUUUUUAUUACUAGCUUUUAUACCAAUUUAUUAACAUUUGUUCAUUUUCCAUCUAAAAAUAAAUUCGUCAGGACCUGAUCCCUGGCGAGGCGCCCAACCGGCCGGACUCGUUCGAGUCCGUGAUGGACGAUUUCGAGAAGUUGAUCAUGCCCGGUGUGACGCACUGGCAGCACCCGCGGUUCCACGCCUACUUUCCCGCGGGAAACUCGUUUCCUUCCAUCUUGGCUGAUAUGCUCAGCGACGCGCUCGGCUGCGUUGGGUUUCAGCUGGGUGAGCAACCGCAAAAAAAUAUCAUUUUUUUAAUUUAAAAAAAUCGUAGUUUUUUUAUGUGGGUUUGAGGUUCAAAAAUCUUUUAAAAUUGGUAAUUCCCGAAGCUUUUCUUUUCGAUAUUCAAGGCUGAUUUACGGACAGGAGACGUCUUUCAAUAGGAAGUUAUAAGUUUGAAACGGAAUUGAUCUCCGUUGUGAUUACUCGAAGGAAGUUGGACAUUUCUAGGCGGCAUGUCCCGCAAUGACGGAGCUGGAGUUGAUCAUGCUCGACUGGUUCGGCAAGAUGAUCGGCCUUCCCAAGGAGUUUCUGCCCCUGACCGAAGGCGGCAAGGGUGGCGGGGUUAUUCAGGUUCCCACCAGCUUGACUUGCAACAAUUUUGAAUAAUUUCGCAACACAGUCGUCUGCUUCGGAAUGCAAUUUCGUGUCGUUGUUGGCGGCCCGUUUCGAAGUGAUGAAAGAGCUCCGACAGCGGUUUCCAUUCGUCGAGGAGGGACUUUUGCUCUCCAAGCUGAUUGCCUACUGCUCCAAGGAGGUAAAGGAAAAAGGAGUGACAAAGUUCAGGAAUUUUGUAUUCAAUCUUAUAAAAAUACAUUUUGCGCCACUUUAGUGCUCACUUGGUGAAGCGCCAGUUAAUCUGAGUAACCUUAAGUUUUUUUUCCGACACUCGGACCCCUUUACUAAUCACUUGAGGAUUGUUAGCGCCUCUUUGGAGUUCACUUGGAAAAACGCCAGAUUUUGUCAGAAAAAAACCAUUUUUUUUUUCAAGAUUCACGCUUUAUUAAUGCUCAAUUAAAAUGACUAGAACGAAUUUUAUUUAUUUGACUAUAUUUAAAAAUUGAAUACAUUCCUUCUGUUCGAUUUUCCAUGUCUAAAAAAUAGUUUCCUUUCUAGGCCCACUCGUCGGUCGAGAAAGCUUGCAUGAUUGGAAUGGUUAAGCUUCGAAUCCUGGAAACUGACUCAAAAUACAGAUUGAGAGGCGAGACGUUACGAAACGCUAUUCAGGUGCUUUCAGAGAAUUUCAAAAGAUCAAAUUCGAAAAAGUUAAGGAAGACCGCAACUUAGGUCUGAUACCGUUUUACGUCUCGACGACCCUCGGCACGACAUCAUGCUGCUCUUUCGACGUUCUCAGUGAGAUCGGCCCCGUUUGCGAGGAGAACGAGUUCGUUUUUAUCAUUGGGAUUGUACUGAACGUUUUUUUGUGUAUGGAAUACGAUUUUUUUGACUUGGAAUUUUGCUGAUAACGAGCGUAUCAUAAUUUUUCCAGAAAAUAAUUUUCUUGAAUUUUUCAAAAAUGGUUGAUUAACGUCGCUUAAAUAAAAAUGAUAAUUCUAUUUUUUUCUUUUCUAAUGUAUCAAUUAGGUAUAGUGAAUCGAAGAAAUAUGUAUCAACUAAGCCUCCGAAAAUAUGUCAUUUUCACUCAUUUAAUGCUGUCCGAAAGUCCUAUUUUUUCUUUCGAAAAACGGAUGUGUGAUUUUUAAUAUUUUUCAUGACUUUUUUUCCUGAAAUUUUUUUCUUUUUAUUCAAAGAUUUUUCAGACUUUGGCUACACGUCGACGCGGCCUACUCUGGAUCGGCCAUGAUUUGUCCCGAAUUCCGGUACCUUCUCAACGGCAUCGAGUACGCCAUGUCGUUCAACACCAACCCCAACAAGUGGAUGCUCAUCAACUUCGACUGCAGCACCAUGUGGUUUAAAAAUGAUAGUUCUUCGGGAAGAUUUAUCAUUUUUCAAGGGUCCGCGAUCGUUUCAAACUGACACAGGCUCUGGUUGUGGAUCCGCUGUACUUACAACACAGCUGGAUGGGUUGGUUUAUAAGUUGAUAAUUGAACUCUGGAAAAUCACAUUCUCAAAAGUUUGAAACUGGCUAAUUUAAAUGCAAACUGGUUUCUCAAGUUUUCGAGGGGAAAAGGUAUACCUGAUUCACGGCUAGAUUGGAAGUGUGGCCUGCCUGCGCUCUCCACCAAACAAGCGCUAUCUCUCUUUUCUUCGUCUUAGGGACCUUUUUUUCGAUAGCUCAAGCCAGAAUUAGCCGUAAUGAAAUAGGCAAAAGCUUUAUUUUCGAGCGAUAUUCCUUCUUUUUUUUCAGUUUUCUUGUAAAUUUGAAACAUUAGAAAGAGUUUGAAAUUUGGUUUUUGUUGCGUUGUGUUUUUCUAAACUGCGUGUUUUGCUCUGAAUCUCAUAUUUUCUCAAAACAAUAAAGGAAUUUGUUUGUGUACCAUUUUCCUAAUCUUCUCGCUACCUUCCCAGUAAACGAUUAAUGGCCCUUUUCCAAUCUUAAAAUAGGAGAAAAAAAAAGUCAUUUCCAGUUCGGACUGGAACUGUAUUCUAGUAUUCUCUUUUGAGUUUCGACUUAUUACGACUUUAGUUUGGUUUUUUUUUGUUAGUGAUCUGACGUAGCGUUUUAGUAUUUAUUUUCCAUUUAUUCUUAUUAUAAUGAACUUCUUUUUCGAAAAUAGAUGGAGAAUUUUCACUUCUUUAAAUGUUUACUUAAUUUAAAAACUUGCCAAUUUUCAAGACAAAUCCAUCGAUUACCGCCAUUGGGGCAUUCCAUUGAGCCGUCGUUUCCGCUCUUUAAAAUUGUGGUUCGUGAUCCGAAUGUACGGCGUCGAAGGCCUUCAAAAAUAUAUUCGAGAGGUUUUUUGGCUCUGAAAGAGACAAUUCAAAAAUAAUAAUAGCAUGUUCGAUUGGCCAAACGAAUGGAAUCUCUUCUUCGCGCUGAUUCAAACUUCGAAAUUGUCAAUGACGUCGUCAUGGGCCUCGUUUGCUUCAGAAUGAGGGUCAUUUUUCAGGAUUCUGACAUUAAUUAUUUCAAAUAAUUUUAGGAGUCGGAUGAGAUGAACCAGAAACUACUGAUGCGCCUGAAUUCGUCGGGUCGCAUCCAUAUGGUUCGAAAAUUUAGCCAAUUUUCCGAAGAAAAUUUUUUAUAGUUCAAAUGCCGCUAUAAGGUGGGAAAAUUAAAUAGUUUGAGACAUAAAUGAUAUUUGAAGAACUGAUUUUAUGGUUUUUUGAUCAGAAUUUUGAGAAGUUCAAGGUUUUAAUCAUUUUUUUUUGUUUUGUGACUUGCUCAAGCUUGUAGUCUGUUCAGAUUUUGAAUGUCAAGGAGAAUAACGUCAUUCGAAAACGCUCUGUGGAUGGCUCGCUCUCUGAUUGGUUUAUCGCGCCAUUAGGGGGCGGAGCUUCAGCGAGGACUUGACAUUUGAAAUCUGAACAGACUAUAUUUUUGAAGGAAACUUUUGUAAUUUAUCUUUCUAAAAAAGGUUUGUUGAAUUGUUUAACAGUUGUAUAUUCAGUGUUCAAAGUAGCUUUUGCGAAAUUAAAAACUAUCUCUGACUUUAAAAUUUAGUUCCUUUUUCAAUCUCUGACGACUAUUUCGAAACUCUCGAAAUAACUUUUAACACGGCAUUAAUCUUCCAUGAGCUCAAAGAUGGCUGAAAAUGGCUUUUUGCACGUCUGUUUUAUUUAAAUUAGUCCAUUUAAGCCUACGUUUAAUUCAAAAAUGUUAUUAUUUUCGAGACUCUUUUCUAGGGAAAAAAAGUAUCCUUUUAGGUUCCCGCUUCACUGAGCGAGCGUUUCGUGAUCCGUUUCUGCGUGUGCGCGGAAAACGCCUGCGACAAGGACAUUGACACGGCCUACGAGAUCAUUUGUCAGUCGGCCCAGCAAAUUCUGCGUUCGUUUCGGAGAAUCUUCGGCAAAAAAAGACGACGUUGAACAGGUGAGAACGCGAAGGAGGCGAUCGUUGAGGAGGAGGAGGAGGACGAGGAUCACACGGCCGUCUUCAAGGAAGAGCCACUGUCCACCGGUCGCAGGGUCUAUUUUUCAACUUUUUCCCAGCCCCAAUAGAUUGCGUCCGUCGGAGAAGCUUGUAUAUCAUGGGGAAGGCUCUCCGAUUCAGAAGAUUAAGGAUUAGACUUUUAUCACUAGCUGGAAAAAUAUAAUGAAAGGACUUCCACAAAGUUUUCCGAGUUAUUCUCCCAGUAGAAAUACACUUUUCCGUUGAAAAAAUCUUCUUUCAAUUCAGACCAGCCGAAAAUGACGUAUUGAAAGUGUCUUCAACACACUGUGCCACGUCCAAAAAUAACCAACGUCACUAAACUUUUUUUUUUCUCUCACUGACUUUUGGACUUGAGCUAACAACGAGGCUUCUGAACCUUAACAUCACUUGAAAUUUCACGUUUUCUUCUGACUAUUCUGUAAACUAUACAUGUUGGCGCACACCUUCAACUUCUUUUUAAUGUUAAUUCGUUUUACCACUCGGGUUUGCCAGUCAUGAAAAAUUCACUAUUUGAUAACUCUGACAGAAACUUUUAGGGUUCAUACACGAUGCCAGAACGUCAACUGUCCAAAGAAGAGCUUCUGGCGGCGCGCGGCCAGCAGGAAAGCCUCGCCAAGAAGAGGUUGUCACGGAAAUUGUCGUCUACGGACUCCCUCAGAGGCAGUCCUCUUUUCAAUGUCGUCAGGGGCUGAGAAUGCUUUGUUUCUGUGUUUUGUAUGUUGUUUGAUGUACCUUCUAUCAACUAUCUCAAUUAUGUGUUUAGAGUUUGACAAGAAAGAUCCAAAUAACUAGAACUUGCUGAACUUUUGCCGAAAAAGGUUAUUUUUGUGGGAAUUUUCGAAGUGUUCAAAAUUUAAAUCGCACUUUAUGGAGGUCUUGAUGAAGACCUGCGCAAAAAUCAAAUAUUUCAAACCUUCGCAAAAUAACCGUAUUCUUUUCACGUAUUUUCAUUUUUAUUUUUUUCUAAAAGUAGGUUUUAAAGCUUUUCAUCACUUCUUAGUGAUUUUGGGUCUCUCGAAAAGUUCCGGACUUUGGUUAUUUGAGCCUUUUUUGGCCAAAUUGAAAAGAAUCUAACCAUGUUUCCCUUUUAUCGGAGUUACCACUAAAAUAAUCUUUGUUUUGUAAUUAUCCCUUUGUCUAUUUUGUCAGCACAGCUUUUUAUCCUUGUAGCUUAUUCAAUAUUUCUGUUGUAAGUACAUCUAUUACACUUCUUGUACUAUUUUUCGACACUGUCUGUUAAUAUCUCCAACCUUCUUACUGCACCUUUCCUCACUUCUUUUUGCAUGUGCAACACGCAGAAUAAACUAGUCUUCUAGUGGUUUUCGAGAUAAGGGAAAAUCGCAGAUCGUUCUUGGUCCGUAUGGUGUCGGACCCCAAGUGCUACAACCCGAAGAUUGUCCGCCACCUGAAUCUAGCGAAUCACCGAAAAAUGAGUCAGGACCUGUUCCGCGACCGUACCCUUAUGUGAGUACCUUAUAAGUUUCCAAUGAACCCUUCAAUUUUCAAUUUUUAGGCAAACGAUUUCGCACGGUCAGCGGCCGAACAGACUCUCGCAUUCGCCAGGAUCGGCAGGUAAAUAUAUUCAGAAGCUAUCAACGAAAUAUCGAUUGAAGUCAAUUUUGAAGGAUCGGCGUUCAACUGGGAGGAGGAGGACGACCGCGUUGUCGCCUCGUCUCAGACCGGCGUCCAGACACCGCUUUAA